GGCCAGUUAUAGAUCUAGCUUCGCUCCAAACCACAAGUGUAACCAGAAAAAUCCUCAUUUCGAUCAGCCUCUUGGGCAAGCACAUUUGACAGUUGCCUGGAGGUUCUUUGCCCUGAUGUUGCAUUGUGCUUGAUUAGACAGAUCAUUUGACAUCCUACAUGCUAAGAGUGUGUUGAAACCUGUUGGAACGUGCCAUUUGACACUGAUAACCCAAAGUAAGUACCUUGAAGGUCCAGGCAUGGUCCAGGACUCCAAGUAUCACUCACGAAAAGCUUUCAGAAGGUGCACCACAUAGCGUCCCCCCUUAGAUACUAAAUAUUGGACCCUGGAUACAUAGCACAGUUGUCAUUACUCCCAUAAUGUCGGAACCUGUUCAGCGUCGCAUCGAAGACCAUCUGUGCGACAUUCAGGAACUUUCGGAUGCAUGUAAUAAUGCAAUUGAUGCCAGACAAUGCACUAUUGCUGAAGACCGGAGGAAGCUCAAUAAUCUUCUUCCAAUUGCAAAAGUGCCAAUAGAUAUCCUUAUCGCAAUCUUUCAACUGUGCCAAGGGCCCAACCACAUUCUACAUCCUUACUCUUGGAUCUAUGUCACUCACGUCUGCCAUGCCUGGCGAUUGGUUGGAAUACAGGCAGCAGUCCUAUGGCAAUGCAUCCAUUCGGCGUGGCCCGGAUGGGAGGAAGAAGUGCUCUCUCGUUCUCGCCAGGCUCCUUUAACGGUAGUCACAUAUUCAUCAGAUUCCCUUCUGAGCAGGACAUUUACAGACCAUUUCACUCGUAUCAGAAGUCUCACAGUUGCCUGCGGCGACAGCCACUUACAAGAGGAAUGGCUGUCGUUAUUUCCCGCCUGUCUGCCGAGUCUGAGUUACGUUACCUUUGAUACCGGGCUUCAUCUCCUUCCAGUCGUUCAACUACCUGCAUUCGUGUCCAAUUUGCCCACAUGCAUGAAGAAAAUUCGGAUAAGCGGACGUUGGACAUCUCUACAUUGGAACGAUAUCUUCCUCAGGUCGCUAGAGGAGUUGUGUCUCAAUUUCGUCGACGACACCCACGGCUGCGACACUCAUACAGUCCUGGAAGCGCUGGAAGGCAUGCCGUUGCUUAAGGUGCUUGAGCUCUGCGGCCUUCAUGACAAAACAAUGCCCUCGCCUUCGCGGAUUCGUUUGCCUGAAUCGAUGAGGCGACUCUUGGUGAGGAAUAAUCACCUGAUGUGCGCACGUACUCUCUCGGGCUUGAUUAUUCAUCCCAAGGUAGCGCUACAUGUCGACGCCCUUGAAGCGGUCGAAGCGGAGGAUUUCGGUGGGCUGGCUUCAGCAGCAAUCGAAGGAUUCCUUGCAGACCAUUCUCCGGCCGUCAUCCACUUCCGUUUCGACAUGCGCGAGGGAGAGCGCCUGAGUGACAAACUUUCCUGUCUGGGAUUCACUUCUAUCGAUCCCGAACGGCGUUGUCGAUCUACCAGGGUUUCGCUUAAAUUUGACCUGUCCAGCUGUUCUCUUUCAGACCUGGCCUGCAUUGCAGCGAUCCUCUCUCCGUUCGCGCUACAUGCCAUACAGGUAUUAGAGCUCGGGUGGUUAGGAUACGAACCUUUUGAUGAGGAUCUUCGAGAGGUGACCGAGAAAAUGUCAUCACUCACAUGUCUUCAAGUGGAUGUCGAAGGAAUUUCUAUUCUACCUACAUUGUUGGAGAAUGAAUGGGGCGAGCAGGACGAAGAUGAAGACGCGAUGGCCUGUUCUUUGCCGUCUUUACGCGAACUUGCGAUACGUGGUGGAGCGACCAGAUCCUACCCAACUGAAGAUGAACUUGUUGCUCUACGUGACGCGUUCGAAUCGAGACAACCCCAUCCUAUUCGAUUAGUAUUGAUGAACUGCAAGUGGCCUGCAUCUCAAUACAUGGGCAUGAUCAACGCCGUCGCGUCGAUGUAUCCUUUGGAAGAUCAACAGGACUCUCUGUGGAUUCACUUUGAUGACGGUACCACAGCAAUCAACUAUGCCAACUUCGUUUGGGAUGACAAAUGGACGCAGACAGUCCAGACAUCUAAGGGCGAAUCGUUUGAUUUCCGAAUCCACGAUGCUGAGGAGGAUGGAGGACUCUGAGAGUAGGGCUACCCAUGACGAUAGUUUUAUCGACUAAUAGCAGGGGUAUAACAGCAUUAUUUCCAUUUGACUUCCUUAUGUCUCUACCGUACAUACAAUACUGCAACGUCUUCAUUCUAGUAUCCAGGAGUAUCCGCUCCAUGCCAUCAAGCAUCCAGCAGAGCCGCAGCUUUGCGAGCGUUGGCCUUAAAGGUCUCAAGCUGCAACUCCAAGUUCCGGAUCUUCUCGCGAGCUUCACGAAGCUCAGCAGUGAGGCGUG
Messenger RNA from Somion occarium, 2346 nucleotides. Lineage: Eukaryota; Fungi; Basidiomycota; Agaricomycetes; Polyporales; Cerrenaceae. The record is from the annotation of a GenBank genome assembly.